UGAAAUGCAAAAAAAAAUUGACACUGGCAAUACCCUGCCCUUUUGUUUUUCUUUCCGCUCCGUAAACUGAAACGUCAAGAUGGCUGAGGUUGAUGAAACUCUUAAAAAGAAGCGUACCUUCAAAAAGUACACCUACCGCGGUGUCGAUUUGGAUCAAUUGUUGGAUAUGCCCAAUAACCAAUUGGUUGAAUUGAUGCACAGCCGUGCCCGCAGACGUUUCUCUCGUGGUUUGAAACGCAAACCAAUGGCUUUGAUCAAGAAAUUGCGCAAAGCCAAGAAGGAGGCUCCACCAAAUGAGAAGCCCGAAAUUGUCAAGACCCAUUUGAGAAACAUGAUUGUUGUUCCCGAAAUGACCGGCUCCAUCAUUGGUGUUUACAACGGCAAAGAUUUUGGCCAAGUUGAAGUUAAGCCUGAAAUGAUUGGUCACUACUUGGGUGAAUUCGUCUUGACUUACAAACCCGUUAAGCACGGUCGUCCCGGUAUUGGUGCCACCCACAGCUCUAGAUUCAUUCCAUUGAAGUAGACGAAAAUCGCUUUAGAUUUUACAUUUACUUUUAUUGGAUUACAACACACCACCACCUCCUGCGUCAUCAUCAAGAAGUUUAUCGUGUUUUUUUUACAAUGUGCAUGCAAGUCGCCAAGCCCUUGAAAUAAUGCAUAUUGCAUUUAAUUUUUGGAAGUGGCUUGCCAGUUUCUUGCAGUUUAAAAUGAGUGAAUAAAAGAAACCUACAGUUUAAGAUGUACAUCCAAGAGAAAAAAUUGUUUUGUGUUUUGUAAU
Molecule: messenger RNA, 778 nt
Organism: Stomoxys calcitrans (stable fly)
Lineage: Eukaryota; Metazoa; Arthropoda; Insecta; Diptera; Muscidae
Gene: RpS15
Exons: 3
Coding region: 80-523 (147 amino acids)
Biological process (GO): translation; ribosomal small subunit assembly
Cellular component (GO): cytosolic small ribosomal subunit; ribosome
Molecular function (GO): RNA binding; structural constituent of ribosome
Source: RefSeq, a predicted model, not a curated record